AUGUCUAACCCACAAGAUCAUCCUGGAACCCAUCCACCACAGUCUCCUUCAAAUUCAUCCUCAUCUACUCCACCUAGUGAAUCUCCAAAACCUAGGUUGAAAGCUAGCCAAGUGAAAGAAAUCCCAGCUCAAAAUUCUGAUUCUAGCUCUGAGACUGAAUCUUUUCAAUCCGCGACUGAGGGAGAUGGACAUGGGUCUUCUGACUCUGAGAAGACUCAAGAAUUCCCUACUGAGGUAAGUUCAUCUAUUAUUGAAAACUUAGAAACUAGGUUUGUUCUGGUUGGACCCAGUAGGGAUGUUAAGCUGGCUGAGACGAGUAAGAGUGGAGAGGUUAGAAGUGGCAUGAAAUCAGGGGUAAGUGGGUUUGGGGAGGCUGCUGAGGGGUUGGUUCAUCUGAGCAAAAAGAUAGAUGAACCUGUUUCAUCUACUGAAGAGACCCUAGCUGAUCUACUGAGAAAGAUUGGGGCAAGUUAUGACCCAAAGAAAUGCAAAGCUACCACACCAAAAGCCUCAAAUGCUCUCAAGCCAUCCAAGAAAAGAAAAGCCUCAUCCCAAACUCCUACUGGCUUUUCAGUGCCUAGGGGUAUAGCUACAAGAAGCAAGGUAAAACAAAGUGAAGCUGAUCUACAAAAGGCUUUAAAAGAAAGCAAGAAAAAGAAAAUAGACAAAGGAAAGGGACAGAUUGCAGAAUCCUCAGUGGCUGUUGAGGAAAUGGAACAGGUCCAUCAGGAAAGGGGUACAUCAGUGAAGGUUCCUACACCCACGCCUAAGAAACCAAAGACUUCCUCCACGAAGUCUUCCUCUGUGCCUGUAGCUACUGAACCCUCACUAGCCAAGAGGACAAGAUCUGCAGUGGAAGCUAAACAAGCAAAAGUUUCAGAUGAUGAAAAGUGGAGUGGAGAAGAAGAAGAAGAAGAAGAAGAAGAAGAAGAGGAAUCCGAGAAGGAACAGGACAAGUUUGUCAUCUUUGGCAGGAGAAAAUUUUUGAAAGGAAGAUUGUUGAAGGACCUGGUAGAACUAGGGAUGAUGAGGUUGAUUGACUCUUUAACUGCUCAUUGUUGGAAGGAUAUG
Molecule: messenger RNA, 1071 nt
Organism: Nicotiana tabacum (common tobacco)
Lineage: Eukaryota; Viridiplantae; Streptophyta; Magnoliopsida; Solanales; Solanaceae
Source: RefSeq, a predicted model, not a curated record